Molecule: messenger RNA, 470 nt
Organism: Neltuma alba
Lineage: Eukaryota; Viridiplantae; Streptophyta; Magnoliopsida; Fabales; Fabaceae
Exons: 1
Coding region: 59-346 (95 amino acids)
Source: RefSeq, a predicted model, not a curated record
AACAUACACUGAUUUCACAACUGAGUGAAACCAACCUUAGUUACAGAAGAAUUAAAAGAUGAGUUCCGCAAGCAGAGCUUGGAGUGUUGCAGCAAGUAUUGGAGCUGUGGAGGCCUUGAAGGACCAAGGCGUGUGCAGGUGGAACCAUACUUUAAGAUCAGCUCAACAACAUUUGAGAACUCAAGUGAGGUCUCUGUCUCAAGCAAACAAGCUUUCUUCUUCCUCUUCUGCCAUGGUCUCCACCAGACUAAAAGAUGACCAAACAAAGCAGUCUGAGGAGUCCUUAAGGACGGUCAUGUACUUAAGCUGCUGGGGUCCCCAACUAAACUAUAUUUUUUUGUAUUGAACUAUCAGUCAUCUCUUUCAACAAAACAAAAAAAAGGGCGCUGAUAAUUCUGGGGCUAUUGUUUUGGCCUUCCAUGAGGAUUGUAUAUAUAAUGUGGUUAAUGAAAUUCUGUUUCUCCAUUUAA